AUGGCUCGAAAUACUCGUGGACGAGUUAGCAAAGCAAAGAAUAACAGUCGUUCAUCCAUUCGAAAACGAUCGUCUACCAAAGGAAGAAACGGACGAUCUUCUAGUCGUUCGACCAUUCACCAGCACAAACAAAAUGUCUUGCGUAGAAAUAGCCAAAGUCGAUCUUCAGUUCGAAACACUCAUGGUGUAAAUAAUAGUGCAAAUAGGUCGAAGAGGAGUCCAUUAUCGACUAACACACGGAAGAAGCAAUCAAAGAAUACCAAAAGAAAGAAAAGUGCAAUAGGUAACAAAAAUAACAACAGUAAUCGACAACGUCAUCUUACACGUGAUCAACAAAAUAAAAAGAAAAAGAUCGGUAGUGUUGUAUUGUUCCCAAGUACAACAACAUCAAAUUUAAUCCGACCUUCUGAUGGUGCUCAUGCAGAAGCAACUUCUCAAAUAAACUAA
Adineta ricciae is the source of this 447-nucleotide messenger RNA. Lineage: Eukaryota; Metazoa; Rotifera; Eurotatoria; Adinetida; Adinetidae. The record is from the annotation of a GenBank genome assembly.